GCCCUAUGUCAGUCCUUCCACAAUUGGAGACUCUACUACCCCACAAACAAGGAAGGCGAACGUCACCAUGAAAUCUAGAAUCUAAUCUGAUUUAUAGUUUUCCACAAACUCCAUUUUUCUCUUUUUAUUUUCCCAUAUACACCAUUCAUUCCACUUUCCUUCACUAAGUAAACGAUACACAAUCCUUAUUUAUUUACAUACUUUCGGUCUCACCAAAGCAUCCAACAGGUACGGAACUAUAAUCUCUCAAAAGUCUAACUAGCAAACUAACAGAAGACCCAGAAUGGAUCCAACACUCGAGCAGAUCGUCGCCGCCACAAAAGCCUCCCUCAAAGCCAACGCAACCUUAAUCGACGAAGCAAAAUGCCACGUGUAUGGCCAAUUCCUGCAUAGAAUGAACCAAGCCGAAGCCAACGGCCUCUACUGGAGCUGCUUCAUCUUCAACAUCAUGUUAUUGAUAAUCGUAGCAUGCCUCUACACCAGCUCCAUAAAACGCCAGAAGUACGUCUAUCACUCCCACGUUUCCAUAAAUAAACAGUGCACUAAUCUACAAACAAAAAGGGCUUUCGAAAUCGCGUUCCACGUCUCGACCUGGCACCCCGAAAUUUCAGAACGCGACAUCGAAGGACUACGCCGCUCGCACCGCAGAAGCGAGCACUGGCUCCUCUUCGCCAGUUUCGUCGCUGCUUCGGUCAUGAUCCCCGUGAUCAUCAUCGAGGCGUUGGCUGGUCUCAACAUAAAUUUCUGCCACAAGCAGGAUCUGAUCAUGUUCUACUGGGGUCCCUUCUUUUUGCUCUCGGUAGGAACACUAAUUGCUACCUGGGGACUCUUCUUGAGUCAGAGUAUCGAGAAUGAGCCAGCUUGGAACGUGGCGCUGGGUACGCCUGUUCUGGUAUUUGCUGCGCUGGGCCACUGGGCACAUGUUUUUGUGAGGUAUAGUUGGAGACAGAUGAGAGAUAAGGAGAAGAAGGUUGUGCAUCCAUCGUUGGCGCCUCGGGAUUUGUGUCCGAGAUAGUAAGUCUUUCGUCAUCCCAUUGGGAAUUCAGUGCUAAUUUUGGGCAGUCUUCCAAUUUGCUUGCACUGCCAAACGGAUUCGAAUUUUCCUACCCGUACUAUGUCUCGCGCAAUAAGUCAGGCCUCAAGUCAGUACCGUUUGGUGCUAAAUGCGGCGCCGGUCGAAACAUCAGCGCUCAGCGUGCCAGAUAGUAUUGUCGAGCAACCCACCAGCAGGGAGAUGCAAGCUGUUGCAGGGCCCAGUAUCCCUGAGAUCAACGUUUCGAAUCAUACUUCUGAGCGGAAUAGUAGCGAAGAGAGGCCUAGUAUACGAUUCGCGGAGCCAGCGUCAAGAUAGUAAGCAUGGGCGAUGUGGAGCACAAGAACUGUAGGAUACUCAGUCCUCACUAUUUUUGCAAUAAGA
Molecule: messenger RNA, 1417 nt
Organism: Mollisia scopiformis
Lineage: Eukaryota; Fungi; Ascomycota; Leotiomycetes; Helotiales; Mollisiaceae
Exons: 1
Coding region: 284-1015 (243 amino acids)
Source: RefSeq, a predicted model, not a curated record